Messenger RNA from Limulus polyphemus (Atlantic horseshoe crab), 988 nucleotides. It is a transcript of the gene Polr3G, whose product is annotated as DNA-directed RNA polymerase III subunit RPC7-like. Gene Ontology annotation, cellular component: RNA polymerase III complex. The coding region runs from base 252 to 896 and encodes 214 amino acids. Gene Ontology annotation, biological process: transcription by RNA polymerase III. The record is from RefSeq and is a predicted model, not a curated record. Lineage: Eukaryota; Metazoa; Arthropoda; Merostomata; Xiphosura; Limulidae. The transcript has 6 exons.
UCACUUCAAACUUAUAAAGUACAAAUAAAAUUAACAAGUAUUAAUAAUGCGGUGUUAAAUUUAAAUUUUAAACUUUACUGUAGCGUGCUGAAAAUUGAAAUUGGCUUCAAACUUGUAACUUUUACUGUUGCAACUUGCAGUUGCAGACGACUGUAAAGAGUAAAGUCCAGGUAACUUGGGUAAGCCGAGUAAAGAUUUCUGUAGCAAAGAACUGCUAAGUAACCUCAAUACACAACAACAACAAGAAAAAAAUGGCGGGUCGUGGGCGGGGCCGUGGGCGAGGAAUGAACAUUAAUGUUGAAGCCUUAGGAUUUGGAAGAGGAGAAGCAUUACCUGCACCAACUUUGGAACCUCCACCUUUGUUUCCUAAUUUGGAAUUUAAACCCAGACCACUCUUAUCUGGUGAGGAACAUGAUUACAUUUUAGCUUUGAAACAAGAACUACGAGGGACACUCAAAGAUUCUGGAUUCUAUGUACAACCUGUAGUACAAAAAAAAGAUGUAGAACGAUAUACUGAUAAGUAUCAGCAUGGAACACUCUCUGGAAGUGAGAUAAAAUUUGACUGGAAAAGGUUUCCAGAUGAGCUGAAAUUAAAGGCACCAAAAAGGAAACUGUCACAAGUUGGUAACAAACCUAGCUGCAAGAAACAAAGAAUAAAUGUUGAUGUAAACAGUAGACUUGAGGAAUUGGAGUCUCUAGAACAUACUAAAGAAAGUGAUGAAGAAGGAGAAAAGAAAGAAGAGGCAGAAGAAGGAGAAGGUGAAGUGGAUGGGGAUGAAGUAAUUGAUGAAGAAGACUUGGAAGAGGGAACUGAUUAUGCCAUGAGUUACUUUGAUAAUGGUGAUAAUUACCUAGAUGAAGAUGAUGACAACCUUGAUGAUGGCCCAACAUACUGAAGAAAUAUUCCAAAUAAAAGUUUUUGUUUGUACAGUAAAUCAUGUGCUAGUCAUUUGGACUGGAUUUAUGAUUAAAUUAUAAAAACUGAAAA